Messenger RNA from Setaria italica (foxtail millet), 1285 nucleotides. Its product is annotated as bZIP transcription factor 50. NCBI's taxonomy places the organism in Eukaryota, Viridiplantae, Streptophyta, Magnoliopsida, Poales, Poaceae. Bases 34 to 945 code for a protein of 303 amino acids. The record is from RefSeq and is a predicted model, not a curated record. Gene Ontology annotation, molecular function: DNA-binding transcription factor activity. Gene Ontology annotation, biological process: regulation of DNA-templated transcription. The transcript is spliced from 3 exons.
GCGACGACCACCACAAAAUAUCUCGCAAUCCCCAUGGACAUCGACCUGUUCGCCGACAUCGACCUUGACGCCCUCCUCGCCUCCUUCUCCGGCGAGCCCGCCGGCGUCUCCGGCCUCAUCGACCCGUCCCCGCCUCCGCCGGCGCCGACGGCGGCGCACGAUGCGGAGGCGGGGUCGCCGGAGUCGGUGACCUCCAGGGCGAGCCCGCCCGGGGAGGAGGCGCUGACGGAGAUCGAGAGGUUGCUGAUGCAGGAGGGGGAGGCGGAGUUGGGCGGGGAGGCCGAGGGGAUCAGCGUGGAGGAGUUCUUCGACGCGCUGUACGACGGUGGAGAGGGGGAGCGGGAGGGGAAGGAGAGCGAGGCGGGUGGAAGCACGGAUGGGGACUCCGGGAGGGAUGAGGUGGUGGAGGUUGUGACGCCGGAGGCGGAGACGGUGGAGGUGGAUGGCGAUGAUCCCGUCAGCAAGAAGAAGAGGAGGCAAAUGAGGAACAGAGAUUCCGCCAUGAAAUCAAGGGAGAGGAAGAAGACGUAUGUGAAGGACUUGGAGGCGAAGAGCAAGUAUUUGGAAGCAGAGUGCCGCCGCCUCAGCUAUGCACUUCAGUGCUAUGCAGCUGAGAACAUGGUACUGCGCCAGAGCUUGUUGAAGGAUAGGCCUGUUGGUGCUCCCACAGCCAUGCAGGAGUCUGCCGUACUCACGGAAACCCUGCCGCUGGUUUCCCUGCUUUGGCUGGUGAGCAUCGUGUGCCUGUUCCUGAUGCCCGGUCUGCCCAACCGAAGUCCGGCUGCUCCAAGCAGCGCCGGAAGAGAUCUCGGGAUGGUAACCGGAAAGACAAGCAGUGAAAACCCAGAUAUACUGGAACUCAUCCUCCAUGGAAGGCGCUGCAAGGGCACAAGGGCGAAAAUCAAGCUAGAUAAAUUACCAUUUCAUGCAGUAGCUGCUUGCUAGCCUUUCCAUAGGCCUCCUGCAAGCCUCCAGUAUGUAGUGUAAUUGCCAAGCUUAGCAUGCCUGCUUUAUAUAUGUCAUGCAGCAGCCAGUUGAUAUCCCUGGAUUAUCUUUUCUUUUGUGUUUGGUUUUUUUGUUCUUUUUUCUUUAAAUAUAAUUGCCCCUGUAGGACCAGAUUCCAGAGUAGUUUUAAAAUUUGGACUUGUUAUAAAUCCUAUCGUGGCAUCUUGUUGUUCCUGGAUCUGAAGUUCCUGUAAUCGUGAAUCUUUUGAAGUGCUAGUACAGUAUGAUAUGAUAAUAAAGUUAACAAGACCAGAGAUGCUCGUGGUGGUUCAUGAUUUAA